Molecule: messenger RNA, 1239 nt
Organism: Penicillium expansum
Lineage: Eukaryota; Fungi; Ascomycota; Eurotiomycetes; Eurotiales; Aspergillaceae
Exons: 1
Coding region: 1-1239 (412 amino acids)
Source: RefSeq, a predicted model, not a curated record
AUGAUGCGGCGGCGUUCACACUUCCAGACCGGUCGUAAGCCUCUAGGUCAUCAUGGUCUCAAACUGGAUGAGACGCAUGUCACGGGCCCAGUUUCCUUCCUAAAUCCCACUUCGGCACGCUACGAACCAACUCAACUCCCAGAAGACACCCAUGCUCCCCCGCAAAUAGAGCGUCUAUGGCGAUCGCGCGACAACAGGAAGGGCCGACAUGCUAUUCGCAUCGACACAGAGGCCUUACCCCUCGAAACGGGAUUGAAAGCACCACCACUGACGCGAUCUGUUCCAGCAGUGGCCAAGAUCUUUCUCCGGAUGGUGACCUACGUCCCUUAUUGGGAUGUAUCAUAUCUAGUCGCCAUGAGCUUCACUAUCGGGUCCGCAAUCUUCAUCAUCAAUGGGUUCUUCGUGUGGUUACCACUUGUGGACAAGAAGACCGAGUUUCAGGGUGAAAUAUCCGUUGCCGGCGGUUGGACAGGGUUCGUCGGCGCGACUAUUUUUGAAAUCGGGGGUGUAUUGCUGCUUCUCGAAGCUUUCAAUACCAAUCAUACUGGAUGUUUUGGCUGGGCGCUUGAGACCGUCCUCGAAAAGACCAUCGAGGAUGGGAUUCCUCGGCAUGCAGUGAAUGAGCUCAGGCCGACGGCCUCAAAUUGUGAGCAUCAUCAUGCGAAUCGGAAAUCGUUUCUCGGGGAAAAGCACUAUCAUGCUAGUGACAGUGCCCACUCUCAGCGGGAUAGCACUGGUUAUGUUACUUCGUCGACAGAUGGCAGGUCAUUCCGAUGGAUUCCGUCGAUGUCGGAAUUGCGCACGCAUUAUUUUCAUGAAAUUGGCUUUUUAGCUUCUUUUAUUUUAUUCGUGAGCGCGACGAUAUUCUGGAUUGGUGCAAUUGUCGGCAUCCCUGGUAUCUUAAACCACAUGAGUAAGGGACUCAUUGAUGGCCUCUACUGGGGUACUACUACUCUUGGUGGGGUGGGAUUCACUCUGAGUUCUCUGAUGUACAUGCUUGAAACGCAGUCAAAAUGGUACCUUCCUGCUUGGCAUGUUCUGGGCUGGCACAUUGGGCUCUGGAAUCUUAUUGGCAGUGUUGGUUUUACUCUGUGUGGUGCGCUGGGACCGGCGAGUAGCAACUCUGGCGUGAAUUAUCAAUCGUCACUCGCUACAUUUUGGGGCUCGAUAGCCUUCAUGAUAGGAUCUAUGAUCCAGUGGUAUGAGAGUUUGCAGAAGCAUCCUGUUGAGAAGAAGUGA